Messenger RNA from Anolis carolinensis (green anole), 9537 nucleotides. It is a transcript of the gene znf536, whose product is annotated as zinc finger protein 536. Lineage: Eukaryota; Metazoa; Chordata; Lepidosauria; Squamata; Anolidae. The record is from RefSeq and is a predicted model, not a curated record. Gene Ontology annotation, biological process: regulation of DNA-templated transcription. Gene Ontology annotation, molecular function: DNA-binding transcription factor activity, RNA polymerase II-specific; RNA polymerase II cis-regulatory region sequence-specific DNA binding. Gene Ontology annotation, cellular component: nucleus. The transcript has 5 exons. Bases 2526 to 6653 code for a protein of 1375 amino acids.
UAGCACAUUUUGCUCUAGUUUUUCAAUGAAUAUCUCAUCAUCGAGUCUCAACCAAUUUGUGGCACCCACAAAAACGAAGUGUCUGGAAGAUAACUACUUUCAAAGUAAGUGAUGCACAAUUAAAUAGCAAAAUAACACUUUCAAACCAGGAACCAAAAAUUUUCAAAUGACGGUAGAAAUAUUCAUAACUUCAGCCUCCCAGGUGUUUUAGACUUCAACUCCCAGAAAUCCCAACCAGCUUAUUGGCUGUUAGGAAUUGUGGGAGCUGAAAUCCAAAAUACCUGGAGAGCCAAAGUUUGCCCACGGCUACACUAGAGCCUGGUUAAUUGAAGCAAAGUAUCUCUUUUCCAGGAGGGUUGAUGGGUACCUGAGAAAAUACUGCCUGUUGGCAGUUCUGUGCUUAUAAUCCAGUACCAUACAGGGCUUUCAAAGAGUGUAGGAUUGUUAGGAAUAGGAGUGAGAUACCUUUUCCUUGCCCUUGUAUUGUUUCUCACCUCCAUAUUAUAAUGUGUGCUUCUUUGCUGUUGCAAAAAGGGGAAGAAAUGUUCUCGGGUUUUUUGGGCUUUUUUGUUUGUUUUGCUCUUGCAACUGCAAUGGAGUUCUGGUGACUCCAUGAACCUGGAGAUACGUUCAUAUCUCCUGGAUUUGAAGGAAUUGAACAAGAGUGGCAAACUCUCUUAUGAUCGCAUCUGAGCAUCCUUUUAUGAUCAAGCACCAGAUUUAAAGUGGGAGGAAAUGGCUGAGAUAAAUUAACUUGUGUUUGCUGUCAGGUGCCCAAGCUUUUCAGUAUUAGAAGACAUUGAGAAAACAGAAUCCACAGACCCCAUUGAAGGAAAGUAUUUUAAAAAAUGUCUACAGGAUACCAUGUUGUACCAUCCAACCAAGUUUCCAGAUACUUGGUCUUCCUUCUGUUUAAUUUUUUAUGGAUUACGUAUAUGGAAUUCACACACAUUCUGCUUGGCCAUUCUAGUGGGAUCUAAAUCCGAUCUGCUUCCUCUCUUGAAAUGAAUGAGGAAGAAGUUCAAAGAGGAGUUUAAAGUUCUGUACUCCUAUACAAAUUUGUGCACCUAGUAUGGAUCUUGAUUUGACGCUAAGAUACAAACCUUUAACAAAUUUAAUGAUCCUCAGGGGAUUUAUUAAGAGAUCAACCAUGUAAGGUUACUAGAAAGUUGCUUAUUAAUAUAGCAAUAUGGCUAGGACUCAGUAAAGUGCAGCAAAUAUAAUCAAAUAUCAGAAAUGUGCAGUGAAUUAAGAAGUUGGGUGUAUAUUAUAGAAAACCAACAAUAAACUUGCAUUGAGCUGUUUUUAGCCAGUUAGCGAAACGUGAGCUCGGUCUUCCCAUUUAUACCUGAGAAAUACAGAAACAAAUGUUUAUAUUCAGAAAAGUUAGAUUCUGUUGUUGUAAAUUGGAAAUAGAAUUUGAUAAUGUAUUUUUUUCUUCUGAGGAUAAAUUUUCACAACAGAUAGGCAGUUGUUAGCGAUGUGUGCCACCUCCACUUAUCACCUCGCAGUGAUGAUCUUCAGGAAUUCCAGAAGGAAGGCAGAAGGAGUAUUUUUCCCCCUCAAAAAAUAACUUGGUGGUGCUCUUAAGUGAAUACCUCCUUUAUCCACACUCAGGCGAUAAGAUUGACAGCUUAGCUCAUAUUUCUGCGCUAAUCUAUGUCAAAUGUGAUAUUGAAAAAUUGCCCUCCUAGUACAAAUAAAAUAUAGCAUUUGAGUCACUGUGGUGAUCAAAUCUGGUUCUGUUCUUUGUGGAUAUCACAGAAGAAAUGGAUUGCUUGGCUAUUGUGGCUAGACGUAUGUCCAUUUGGAAACAAGGACUAAAAUUUUUGUGGAUGACGCCUAAACUCAUCUUUGUUUUAUGUAAACCUGGACUUUUUAGUCUGAUAAUUAGAUUCUUGAUCACCAUUUUCUGCUCCUGUUGAAGGAACACAAUGAAUGAUUUCUGUCUAAAGAUUUUAUCUGAUAUCGAGUCUAUGGAAGCACUUACAAGUACUCUGAUUUUUAGGUCAACCUUUAAUAUUGUGAGAAAAUGAAAAGAAAAGCACCCUGUUUUUAGAGAGUGGAAAAUCCGUCAACAAUCCUGAUGACAUUCUGUCUCUUUCCCUCCCUCCCUCUCUCUCCGAAUUUCAUAGUUUUAAAAGUAUGCAAUUAAUAGAAGGAUUUUUUUUCACUCCAGAUGUGGCUCUACUAUAAUAGAGUCUUACAAAAGCUUCAGAAGGGAGAGAGAGGGAGAGGAGAAAAAAAUAGCUUGGAACGAAUGAGAACCAAAUCAAGAGCACACCUGGGUUUGACAAAGAUUGCAUUUACUGACUGCUGUGCUAUCACAUUACAGAGAGAGCCCAAGUCUUUGGGAGCAGCUGUAGAGAAAGGGUUGGCAAAUCUGCAUGCAAAUAGCAGUGCAUUGUUAACUUAAUCAGAUGCCUAGAAAAAGAUGUGCCAGACCAUGAGGGUGAUCUAUAAACAAGCAGAGAGUCCAGAGCGACUGACUGGGAGGGUGAGGCUGAGCCUUUUUUCAAAAAGGGAUGGAGGAAGCGAGUUUGUGCCUUGGUGUUUCUUCAGCGGUGCCAGAAGCUGAUGUCCACCUCAACAGCUCCAUACUUAAUGGCCAGUACUCAAUGAGCCAGAAGUUACACCAGAUAACGUCCCAGCUCAGCCAUGCAUUUCCUGAGUUACAGAACAGGCAGAACCCGGAGGAGAAGGCAUCCACACUCUUAGAAGACAAGAGCCUUGCGUCCAUAGCAAAUCAGCCCAUCAGCAGUCAGAUGGCUCUGCUCGCCAAUCAGCUUAACAGAGAGGUUGACACCACUUUGAAUGGGAGAGUAGACCUGCAGCAGUUCUUAAAUGGACAGAACCUAGGCAUUAUGUCCCAGAUGAGUGAUAUAGAGGAUGAUGCCAGGAAGAACAGAAAAUACCCAUGUCCCUUGUGUGGGAAACGUUUUCGCUUCAACAGCAUCCUCUCGCUCCAUAUGCGCACCCAUACAGGAGAGAAACCGUUCAAGUGCCCCUAUUGCGACCACAGAGCAGCUCAGAAGGGAAAUUUGAAGAUCCACCUGCGCACUCACAAACUGGGCAACCUUGGCAAAGGACGCGGGAGGGUUCGAGAAGAAAACAGGCUUUUGCACGAGCUGGAAGAGAGGGCGAUACUGAGGGACAAACAGAUGAAAAGCAGCCUUUUGCAGCCACGAUCUGAUAACAAAUCACACCCACAUUCCCAACCUAUGCCUCUUGCUAACUGCAAUUUGCCUGUGCCCACUAACCACAGCACCCCGGAUAUCUCCAACCCUGUUCCCUCUCCAAAACCUGCCAGUGUUCAGGAAGAAGUAGUAGCUACAGCUGCUGGAUUUAGGUGCACUUUCUGCAAAGGAAAAUUUAAGAAACGGGAAGAGUUAGACAGGCACAUUCGGAUCCUUCACAAGCCUUACAAGUGUACUUUGUGUGAUUUUGCAGCUUCCCAGGAGGAGGAGCUAAUCAGUCAUGUGGAGAAAGCUCACAUAACUGCGGAGUCGGCCCAAGGGCAGGGCUCCAAUGGAAAUGGAGAGCAGGCUGCCAAUGAGUUUCGAUGUGAAGUGUGUGGCCAGGUCUUUAGCCAAGCAUGGUUCCUUAAAGGCCACAUGAGGAAACACAAGGAUUCCUUUGAACACUGCUGCCAGAUUUGUGGGAGACGCUUCAAAGAGCCUUGGUUCCUCAAGAACCACAUGAAGGUCCAUCUCAACAAAUUAUCUGUGAAAAACAAGUCUCCCAAUGACUCUGAAGUCCCUGUGUCGAUCGGCAGCAUGUCACAGGAGGCUCACGCCAACCUGUACUCCAGAUACUUGUCCUGUCUGCAAAGUGGUUUUCUUCCUCCUGACAAAGCAGGUCUAAGUGAACAGAACCAGACUUACAGCAAAGGAGAUUUGCCCAUGAAAGAGAGAGAAGUUCUGGGCAAGCUUCUGUCCCCUAUUGCUGGCAUUGGCCACGGCCUUACUGAAGGCGACAAACAUUCAUUAUUGGGCUGUCUUAACCUCGUGCCUCCUCUUAAAUCCAGCUGUAUAGAAAGGCUACAAGCUGCAGCCAAAGCUGCUGAGAUGGACCCUGUAAACAGUUAUCAAGCUUGGCAGCUAAUGGCAAGAGGAAUGGCCAUGGAACAUGGUUUUUUGACUAAAGAGCAUCAGAUACAGCGAAGCCAUGAAGAUACUUUGGCAAACGCUGGAGUUAUGUUUGAUAAGGAGAAACGGGAGUAUGUGUUAGUAGGAGCAGAUGGCUCCAAGCAGAAAAUGCCUGCUGAUUUGGUUCACAGCACUAAAAUGGGCAAUCAGAGAGACUUGUCAAACAAACUAGACCCUUUGGAAGGCAGUAGAGAUUUUCUGUCUCACGGUAUGAACCACGGGCUUGAUUUUAACAUGCAGAGUCAUAGCAAUGUGAAAGAGAAGCCAACUGAAUGUCCUGACUGUGGCAGGGUUUUUAGAACAUACCACCAAGUUGUGGUUCACUCCAGAGUCCACAAAAGAGACAGAAAGGCAGAAGACGAGAUUAUUCAGGCAAGCAUUGAAGAGAGACGUGGGUCCGGGAGUGACCAGGAAUCUCAAUCAGUCAGUAGGUCAACAACCCCAGGAUCCUCCAAUAUUACUGAGGAGAGUGGGAUGGGUGGAGGCCUCUCGCAGACAGGAAGUGCCCAAGAAGACAGCCCACAUCCUUCUUCACCUUCUUCUUCAGACGUCGGAGAUGAAGUUGGGAGAUCUGCCGGAAUCCAGCAGCCAGCUUUGCUGAGAGACAGGAGUCUCGGGUCUGCGAUGAAAGACUGCCCCUACUGCGGGAAAACUUUCAGGACAUCCCAUCACUUAAAGGUUCACUUGAGGAUACACACAGGUGAAAAACCUUACAAAUGUCCCCACUGUGAUUAUGCCGGUACUCAAUCUGCGUCACUAAAAUAUCAUUUGGAACGACACCACCGGGAACGGCAGAAUGGAGCUGGACCGCUUUCUGGUCAGUCUCAAAGUCAAGACCACAAAGAAGAAACAUUGAAUAAAGGAUCGAUGUUUAUUAGACCUGAAGUUCUUAGAGGGGCUUUCAAAAGUCUUCCUGGUAUUGAUUUCCGGAGUGGCAUGGGAUCUCAGCAGUGGUCACCAGGAAUGCUUUCCUCAGGAGAACAUCCAGGCCAUUCAGUUGGCAUGUCUUCAGAUGUUUCUCCUGACAAUAUGAAAAGUUCUGACUUAUCUUCCAAAGGGACACGCUUUUCUGAACUGGGCCGAGCAUAUCAUAGCAUGGUUGGAAAUGGGGUGAAUUUUCAAGGGUCAUUGCAGGCUUUUAUGGACAAUUUUGUGCUCAGUUCCUUGAAGAAAGAAAAAGAAAUGAAGGACAAAGCUCUGUCUGAUUGCCUUCCCACAAAGCCUCUAGGUUCAGAGAGUGGUGAGGAGAAAGUCUCCGGCAAGGCAAGAAAAACAGAAAAAUCACAAUAUGAACCUCUUGAUCUUUCUGUAAGACCAGAUGCAACUAGUCUUCCAGGUUCAUCAGUUACAGUCCAAGACAAUAUUGCUUGGCAUGGUUGCUUGUUUUGUUCUUUCACAACAUCAUCAAUGGAGUUAAUGGCUCUUCAUCUCCAAGCUAAUCAUUUAGGCAAAGCCAAGCGUAAAGAUGGUGUUUUAGGGUUAAUUCGAAAUGGUAAAGACCAAUCUAGAGAGGCCAUUGCUUCAGCAAAUAAAGCCAGCUUGCUUCCAACUUCCAUACAAUCCAACAAAGAUGCUGCAGUUACCAAUUUGAUUGGUCAGAUUGACCCGGCUUCUGAAAGAAUGAAUCAAGGAUCCAAGGAGUCACCAGGAGAACAAAAGAAUACUUCUUGGUCUGGUCACAUGGAUUCUACUUUUUAUAAUUUUGCAGCAGACUUCUAUAAGCAAUUUGGUGUUUAUUCUGGAGUUGUAGGAGCACAUAAUUCUUUCACCACUAGUGAAACUGAGAUCAAAACACCAUCUGAAGAUGAUUCCACCAUGUUGCUUUCUGACUCUGUAAAUAAAAGUGCUACUGAUGACCUGUCAGAUAUAGCUUCGUCUGAAGACAUGGAGUCAUCCAAGGAAGAAACCAUUGAUGAUGAAGACAUUGAGACAGAAUCUGAUCUCAUGAACAAACCAUUGUCCAGUCUGAACAAAGACAGCGCAGAGAGAGGGGACAGCAUACAAGGUGCUGCUUCAAAAGCAUCACAAGGACUAAUAUCACCAUUGCCACUUUCUGAAAAGCAAUGGCACAGCCAGAGUCUGCUUCCUCCUCAUGAAGCUGCACAAAGUGCAAUGAAACCUGAACAAGCUCAAAGUCCACAUGUCCUAGAGAAGCAAGUAAACAUGUUGUCGGUCCUAAGAGCCUACAGCUCUGAUGGCUUAGCAGCCUUUAAUGGACUUGCAAGUAGCACAGGAAGUAGUGGAUGUAUCAAGAGACCUGACUUGUGUGGUCACCGGCCUUUCCAGUGCAGAUACUGCCCCUACAGUGCCUCUCAGAAGGGAAAUCUGAAGACCCACGUUCUCUGUGUCCAUCGCAUGCCUUUUGACAACAGUCAGUAUCCAGACCGCAGGUUCAAGCGCUCCAGAGUUGACUCCGAGGCUUCUGGGAAUUUCGAGGAACCUGCAGCUGUCAAACCUGGGAGCUCAGCAGAGUUAACAGAGGAGGGCAGCAAGGCCCAAGAGUAAAGCCGCCGAACAAAUCAAUCUGUAUAUUGCAAUAUUAUUUCACACUGUUUUUAGAUAUGCAUUUGGGCAGCAGCGGGUUUGUUUAACUUUCUUGCCGAAAACAAAUGGUGUGCAAAUUCCCAGAAGCAUACAGGAGGUUUAAGACAUUAAAGAUAUAUAGAGAUAGAGAUAUAUAGAUAUUAAAAAGGAAAAAAGGAAAAAAAAUAACCCCAGCCCUUGAAAAUGGCUGUUAAACUGUUACCUGGCAACAAGUACUUCCAAACAAUGUAGGUGGGGAUAAAUCAAGUGGGUGUUUUCCCCCACAAGAAAACGUGAGGAGGUUGUAAAAAAAUUUUUUUUGAAAAAAAAUAUAAAGAGGACAUUUCCAGUAUGAAAGUGAUGUUUGUCCAGAAAUAAAACUCUGACCUGACUUUUAAAAAGAAAAGGAAAAAAACCACAGAAUUGAUACCAUCUUAUUUGAUUUAAUGUUGCCUUGAAGAUGGUGGAAAAGGAAAGAGGGGGUGUCUCUGUGUUUUCACUGCCGAAAACACCUUUUUAAUAUGAUACCGACCGCUGUCAUUUGCCUAGCAUAGUAAUGAGACGUGUUGGUGCCAGUCAGACUGGAGCUGUCAUUGCAGCGAAAAUCAAUUCCACUGCACUAUAGGAGAAAUGUUAGACGGCCCAUAAGCUACGGUCAGCGCUGACCUAUAUUGAAAAGGAUCGUGUUAUUGCAUUUUAAUUUUUAAAAGAUAUAUAGAGAUAUAUAGAGAUAUAUAGAGACACAUGCGUACACACAGAGAGAGACGGCCAAAUGACUUAAGGCUUAGAAGAAAGAACUUCUGCAGUCCAAAUGAGAGAAUGCGGAUUUAUGGUAUGAAGUCUUUUUGGGGGUGGGUUCGGUUUGUUUGGUUUGGUUAGUUCAACCUGCAGUAUUGAGGAGAAAGCUCUCCUCCUGUUUUGUUCCUUUUUAACACAGUAGCUUGCUGCAGGGAGAUUUAGGCAUAUGUAUUGCAAAGCAUACUGGAUAGGGUCACCAAUGAGCCUUAUAUGUAGAGGUGAUAUUGGUGCAAAAAAAGACAGAAAAGAUAUUAUUCAAUAGGACGUUUGUUUCUAUUCUGUUCUUUAAAAAAGAAAACUUGAAUGAAGGAUUCCCCAGUCAAGGUUAGUUUUCAUUUAUUAAGAGUGUUUUUUAAAAGUGUUGCAGACAUAGUGCAGGAGGCCUUUUGUUUUAAACUGAAGCAACAGCUUUUUUCGAGCAAUUUGAUCUAAACUACAAAUCCAGACAUCCUGCUCUUUGUCUCUAGUGAAGCAAGAUGAAGAACAAUAAAAAUGGAAAAAAAUAGUGUUAGUUAAUAUUUCUUUGGGUUGAUGUUUUGUAAGGAAAAAAAGUGUGUUCUAUAUUUUUUCAGAUAUUAGCUUUUCUACUAAUUGGCCCCUCCAAAUUUGAUCUGUGGCUUCCCACCCAAGACGCUUUGGAGAGAUGGUAAUGAAAUACAUAACUGAGACAAAAGAAAAUUCAAAAAAGAAAAGGAGAGGAACGGAAGGAGAGAAGGCAGAGCAAAGUAAGAACGCCACUUAAUGGUUCUUACACUCACUUAAAUGGUGAAAGAUUUUCAGCUUUUUCUAGCCCUUCCUUUACGAUACGUGGAAUCGGCGCUGUUUAUGAUGAUAGGGAAGGAAGAACCCCUUCUAACAAAACGAUUCAGAUUCUGAAAAUAAAAUAGAAGAUAGAUAUGAAAAGUCAAUAUGUCUUUACAGGCUGGGAGCACAGAGUAAAAAACCCCAGGGCCUUAAAAACUUCAGCUCUGCCUGCAACAGUUUCACAAAAGCAAAACAAAACAAAACAAAACACUCUAAUCUGCAAUCAAUGUAAAUAAAAUUCAUAGCGCUAUCCUGAGACUGGAAGAAAAAAAAUGAAACAGAAGAAGAAAGGAAAGGAUUCUCAGGCUAAUAAGGAAUAUGGUUUGCUUACGCUGUCAGAAAAAGUAGAAACCAUUACGGUACCACCAAAUUUUCAGUGAAACUGAGGUCACCGCGAAACUUGGAUGGACCCCCACCUGGCAGAAGGCAAGCUGCUUUUCCCGUUUCUUUGAGGGUUUUUUUCUUUCCUAGUCUAGUUCUCACUGCCUUACUUAAAUCGAAUUGAUGAACUUAAUGCAACUGUUUCUUAUGAUCCUCGGUAAAGGAUUGAAAUGUAAUUGAAGACUUUCUGACUGUAGUAAGCUUUAGGAUUUAAACUGCACUACCGUGUUUGGUGACUGUGUUUCGGUCGCUUGCUUUUCGUGUGUUUGCGCCGCCUUCAGUAUCUUAGUGAGGAAAAAAAAGAGGAAAAAAAAGAUCCCACAUUCCAUUUUCUUGCACUUUUGGAGCUCUUUUCAGUAUUCUUUUGUGUCUUCUGAGCAUUUUCAGAUGCGACAGGCAAUAAUUCCGUUUGUGACACUGGAAACUUCUCCCCCGUUCUUUGUGAUGUGUGUGUUGAAUCCAUUUUGGUCUGGUGCUACAGUCCCUCUCUUUUGCCUCUCUGACAUCCACCCUUAUUUUCCCCCCCAGAACAUUUGUAACUUGGAAUACAAACAAGUGACAGGAGCAGUGAAACAUUGUCAGUUUCUGAAUAUCAUCGUGCUUCUCAUAUCUAAACAUGUCAAGUUUUUUCUCUGUAACUUCUGUAGUCUGUGAUAUUGGUCAAAAUACUGUCUACAUUCCUACACAAAAGGAAAAAAAAACCUAUCUUGGAGAAAAUCUGAGAUCAAUAGAGUAGAGGAUUUUGUUGCUAUGCUUGUAACGAUUAGGAAAAAACUUUGUAUUUAAAAGUUUAUUCUUGGUCAUUAUUUAUUAUUAUAAUACAUCAGUUGACAGAACUUUAUUCUGGUAUAGAAGUAUUAAAGUUGUUUCCCUCCCGAGCAAA